Messenger RNA from Nerophis lumbriciformis (worm pipefish), 1155 nucleotides. NCBI's taxonomy places the organism in Eukaryota, Metazoa, Chordata, Actinopteri, Syngnathiformes, Syngnathidae. The record is from RefSeq and is a predicted model, not a curated record.
AUGCUGUCGGAGCUGAGUGAGUGGUUCUGGCAGGAGCGGCUGUGGUUUCCAGAAGGCCUGGGCUGGGCAGACCUAGAGGACCGGGACGGCCGAGUGUAUGCCAAAGCAACAGAUCUGUGGGUGGCCCUGCCCAUCGCCCUAUUAUUCCUAAUUGUCCGUCAGGUCUUUGAAAGGACGGUGGCGACGCCUCUGGCCUCUUUACUCGGGGUAAAAGAAACAGUACGGCUCAGGGUGCCUAAUAACCCCACACUGGAGUCCUAUUACUGUAAUGUUUCCAAAAAUCCCACACAGGUUUCAGUAGUGAGUCUUUGCAAGCAGACGGGUUCCUCAGAAAGACAAGUGCAACGAUGGUUUAGAAGACGGAGAAAUCAGGACAGGCCGAGUUUACUGAAAAAGUUUCGAGAGGCCAGUUGGCGAUUUACUUUUUACCUUCUUGCUUUUAUUGCUGGCCUGGCAGCCCUCAUUGACAAACCUUGGCUCUAUGACGUGCAGGAGAUGUGGCAAGGCUUUCCUGUGCUGACUCUGCUACCAUCUCAGUACUGGUACUACAUGAUCGAACUGGGUUUCUACGGCUCCCUACUCUUCAGCGUGGCCUCCGAUGUCAAACGCAAAGACUUCAAGGAACAAAUAGUCCACCAUGUUGCAACUAUCCUCCUCAUCAGCUUCUCUUGGUGUGUCAACUACAUCCGUGCUGGAACACUCAUCAUGCUGGUGCAUGACUCCUCCGAUUACCUCCUUGAGUCUGCCAAGAUGUUCAACUAUGCUGGCUGGCGAAAUGCGUGCAACUACAUCUUCAUCGUAUUCGCCGCAGUCUUCAUCGUCACUCGCCUCGUCAUCUUCCCCUUCCGAAUUAUCUACUGUACAUGGGUGUAUCCAGUAACCAUCUACGAGCCCUUUUUUGGCUACUACUUCUUCAACGGCCUUUUGAUGGUGCUGCAGUGUCUUCACAUCUUCUGGGCCAUUCUCAUCAUAAGGAUAGCUGUCCGCUUCCUCACACACAAUGAAAAAGUGGAUGAUGAAAGGAGUGACAAGGACGAGACAGACGAUUCCGAAGAGGAGGAGGAAGAGGAGGACAUUAAAAAGGUCACCAAGAAAAAUGGGCCGCUGCAGAACGGUCACGUAGUGCACAAUAACAACCACAGCAAAGUGGAAUGA